AUGUCCGGAGCUACCGCAGGCAGCCUCGACGAUGUCGAGAGACAUCGCCUGCAGCUUGAGGAGAACAUCGCUCAGCUGCGCAAGGCCCUGCAACACUGGCAGACCUGGGACGCCGAGUAUGAGGCCUUGAAAGAGGAGGUCGAAGCUUUCACCGAAGAAACCAGCUCAAACGGUGAACUCCAGCGGGUCCACGACGAAUUCGAAGGCGAGCUUCUGCGCGGAAAGGAGCUUGACGAGAUUUUUGGACUCCCGAAUCCGCGGCGAGCUGACCAAAUUAUCGGGCUUUUGGACCGGCGCAUCGACUAUGUCUCCAAAAGCGUGGAGAGCUUGCAGAAGCAGCUUGACGCGGCAGAGAGCAAGCAUGCCGCCCUUGCUGCCGCGGCGAGGGAGCAGGACGACCUCGACGAGGAUGGCCAACCGAUAACAGAGAUUGUCGAGGAGCUGGACGACGACGACAAUGUUCUGUCGUACCAGUUGAACCGUCCUGGAGAUGCGGUACCGAAGGUCCGGGAGGCUUUGGAAAAGGCAGGCGUUACCGCUUCGUCAACGUCCGAAGGCUUGCCCACAAACGAGAACACGUCCUCCUCUCAACAGGAAUACAAGCCCAGUCAAGCCAAGCCGAAAGCCGUGGACCGUUCCCAACGAUCCGCUGAAGCGGCACCUUUGCCCGCACCAAAGAAGGUCGUGUCCUUCACGGAAGAUGUGCCCAUGGAAGACGCCCCGACACCUGCACCUGAGCCCAAAAUGUCUCGUCAGGCGAGGCGCGUUGAGCAAAUCAUGAAGACUGCAAAGGAGCAGGAGGACAUGAGCAUGGACAAGGCUGUGAUCCCAGACGACGAGGACGAAGACGACGCCGAACUACGACAGCAGAUGCUCAGCUAUAGCAUGGGCGAAGUAGGUGCAGUUGUCGCCGAGCUCCAGCUCGAGGAGGACGAUACCGACUACGAUGACGAUGAAGGAUUCGAUUACGGUGACGAAGGGUUCGAUGAGGAUGAGGAUGACGACGAAGACAAGUGGGGCCGAUCAACGGGGCAGAUGGUCACGGACGACUAUCGCCAGCGCAUGCUUGAGCUUGAGAGGAGUCUCGGCAUCAAGUCCCGCUUUACCGAACAGGCUGCCGACGAGGAAGGCGAGUCUUCUGACGACGGUGAAGGCAUCGGCCGCAUCGUCAUCAAGAAAUCCGAAAACGCCCCGUCUGCGUCUAAGCCGGCACCAAGAAAGUCGAGCUUGAAGGACAAGCAGCCCAACGGCGAAGAGAGAAAGGGUGUGCGGUUUGCUCAAAACCUCGACAUUGCUCCGGAGCCGGAGUCGCAGCCGGAGCCAGUCGCUUCCGCUGUCAAGGAGAGAGAGGAGCCCGUUGUUGAUCCUCUUAGCGAUAUCGUUGAGCGAUCCGUCCCUCCCAAGUCUGCAGAACCCCCGGCCCCACGGAGGCAGUCCCGUUUCAAGAAGGCCAGGGGCGACGGUCCUUCAAGUGGAGGCCAGCCCAAGGGACCCUUUGAUGCUCCUCCGCAGUUCCUGGACAGUGACCCAGGACAGCCGACUCCGACCGGCCCUGAAGGCGCCACACUCGCAGAGCGCCUUGUGGAAAGGGAAACCACCGCUGCGCCCUCUGGCUUUGUCGAACCUUUGGAUCAGAACGCGGUUGCGGACGAAUACCAUCGGCUCCGGAAGAGGUUCAUCCAGCGACAAGGAGGCUUCCUUAAGGAGGACGAGACUCCGACGCGGGAAGUUGUCGACGACAAUGAGCCGCAAGAACAUGUCAGCCGCUUCAAGGCUGCCAGACUCUCUCGCCAGUAG
This is a messenger RNA of Purpureocillium lilacinum, 1797 nucleotides long. RefSeq lists its product as uncharacterized. Gene Ontology annotation, molecular function: phosphatase inhibitor activity; transcription corepressor activity; chromatin binding. The record is from RefSeq and is a predicted model, not a curated record. NCBI's taxonomy places the organism in Eukaryota, Fungi, Ascomycota, Sordariomycetes, Hypocreales, Ophiocordycipitaceae. Gene Ontology annotation, biological process: negative regulation of transcription by RNA polymerase II; negative regulation of phosphatase activity.